AACACAGCAUCCUUUUCCACGGAGCACGAGAUGUCGGUGAAGAACGCACCGUGAAUGAGCUUAACGUGCGGUGCUACGGUUCAACACAAUUGUUUUGUCCUAUAUUUGAAUAGUAAUUUGAGCACCGAAAAUAAUAUAUGAGAGACAUGCGGUACAAUAUUGAAUUCUGGUUUAUUUCUGUGGCGAGUAAUAAAAACGCGCGUGAUGGAAUGAUUUAACGGUGAAUUUAUCCACGUAGGAAACGUAUGGGGAAACAACCGAAAUUAGAAGUGAAAACAUGAGGGAGAGGAGGAGAGCUUUUGGAAUAAAUACGUGUUGUAAUCGGUUACGGUAGGCUGAGAAAUAUAUUCAAACUGUAAAAAGAAAAACCUACGUUCACGUUUAUUAUUGUUGACAGGCGACGUUUUUGAUAUUUGCAUGCGCUGUUUACAGGGCAAACUGUCUCGCUUUUAAUGUAUUUAUUUGUAUUGUGUACAUAUGAAUUAUGUACUGUUGACAUAUUUUGGUGAUCAUUAUAGGCUGUUAGACAUAUUUCUUGUUUGACAGUUGGAUAUACAAACGCUUUGGCAGAAUAUGAGAAUAUGAGCAGAUGGCAUGAGCCAUAACUGCGUCCAGUCAUAAUACAUAUUUCAGCAACUUCAACUAUAUUUAUUUGAACAAGAAAAACAUUAAACCUACAUUAAAUUAUCGCUGUUGUGUAUUAGAACGACAGGCAAAAGAGAUUUUUCAUAUAUAUGUAUAUAUAUAUAUAUAUAUAUAUAUAUAUAUAUAAUCUAAUAUAUCAUAUAGGCUCUUUAACAACUCAUAAUUUCAACAUUAUGCAUGGCUAUUAGUCUAUUAUUUCAAACUUCUCACUGAUCCUAAGAUACAUAUCUUCAAGUUCACACAUUAAGAUUUCAUAAGCAAAAUUCACAAAAUACAUCAGCAAUAUACAUCACUGAGCAUUGAAGGGAAUGUCUAAACGUAUGUUUGCAUAAAGCCAAAUACAUAUAAUCAUUAAGAAAAUUCAUGCCAUUUCUAACUACUGAGGCACAAAGAUUGCUUCUGCUAAAUGAAAAAAAACUUCUGUGAAGUUUCCCUUAACCGUACAGUUGUACAGAACUUAGUUGUUUGCUAAAUCACUAUAUUUGCAAGUACCAUUUGAUAGCUAUUGGAAUAUUGGAUCACAAAAAAGUAUUCAUGUAAGCAGCUGAUUGUAACCAAAAUAUAAAUAUAUCGAGAAAACAUUAGAAGAACAAUUACUAACUGAGACAGAGUCUUGACAUCUCCGUUCUUGUCGUUGAGUAACUGAAUACUACGGGCUGGACUUAUUAAACCGAUCGUGUUGCACUAAAAGCGUUGCAUCUCUGACACUCCCUCACUGGACUUUCUCGCUCCUCAUCACAACACCCGACUUCCACCAGACCAGAGGGAAAGGAGCCACCAUCUCCAGCCUCUGAACCAGUGAUAACCUCACCGCAAUCAUCCCGUCUUCAUCUGGGCUGAUCCAUUGUCUACACUGUCAAGCUCGUCUGUUCACAGAACCAGCGGACGUUUUUUACUCACCUCGUGGUUUGUGUAUAUGUGUUUGUGUGUCUGUUAAGAAAAAACUGAGACGGAUCUGAAGAAAACUGCUAUCAUCUGAGGAUGUUCUGCAUGCUGAAGAUGUCUGCACUGCGCCUCAUGUGGGUCCCCAUGCUCUUGUGUUUAACACAUGCUUGGCUUUGCCAUGGAGUCUGUGUGGAGGUGGAUUCGGACACAGAAGCAGUGUUGGGUAAAGGAUUCAAACUAACCUGCAUCUCAUGCAAGAUGAGAGGAGAGACACAAGCUUCAGCCACUGUGGACUGGUGGUUCAUGGCUAAAGGCGAGACUGAAUUCACACAAAUCUACAAUUACGAAGACAUUAGGGGCUAUAUAAUGGAUGACCGCUUUGCUGAUCGUCUACACUGGAACGGCAGUAAAAAUACUGUGGAUGUGCAGGACGGCUCAAUCUACAUCCUCAAUGUCAGCUAUAAUGAUACGGGGACCUAUCGAUGCUACUUCAACCGGAAUCUCUUCUUUUCCAAUUACGAAUUCCACACCAAUGACACCAAGUUUGUCAAGCUCAACGUGGUGGGCAAAGCUACUCGAGGCGUGGCAUCAAUCUUAUCUGAGAUCAUGAUGUACGUUUCCAUCAUCGGGCUACAAGUUUGGCUGGUGGUGGAGAUGGUCUACUGUUACAGGAAAAUAGCUGCAGCUGGAGAAGAGGCGUUGAGAGAGAGCGAGGCGGAAUAUUUAGCUAUAACCACAGAGAGCAAAGUUAAUUGUGCAGGUGUAGCAGUGACGGAAUAACACAGGGUCAAGAAAACUCUCAUGCCAAAAGCUUGAAGCUCCAUCCAUCAUGACAUCACCGACUGCCUCCUCCGUCACCCCCACUGAUACUCUGUGACUGCAGGGCCGUUGUUUAGACGCAUCAGGGACACACAACACAUAGAUAUGGAAGGGUUUUGAUCAAAACAAGACUCAAGUUAUUCUACAUUGUAGACAACAGCAUUGAGGUUCAGAUAUGAAGGAUGAAUUAACAGGUUUAAAUGUGUAACACUGAACAAUACCAAGUACCGAUACAUGACUUGAACAUACAGUAUGUGUUUGAGCAUCUGCUGUUUUUUUUUCCACACGAGGUGAACUACGCUUGACGUGUAAAAAAUGCAAAAAUUCACAAUUGUAUCUACUGAGCCAGAGGACAGCUUUACCAAAAUGCUAUAUAUGAGCCGGUUAAAAUUUGACAAACAUAUUAGAAAACUUUAUAUAGAAAAUUUAAACAAUUUCACAAAUGUAGAAUAUAUCACAAAAAAAAUCCCUGAAUAAUAAUCGCUAGUACUGUGAAUGUGACCCUGACUGUGAAAACGAUGUUAUUUUGUAAAAAUAUAAUCUGACAUCUUCAAUAUAGGCCAUGUCAAAGAUUGAAAUUAUAGUGAAAAUAAGUAUUAAAAUCUAAUUUUAACAUCAUAUUUCGAUGAUUAGACUUUAGACUGUAUUUACAGACAGGAUAAGAAAUAUAGAUUAUAUACAUACACAGAGAAAUAAUGUAUAUUAUUUAGAAAUUGAUCAUUGUGAGGGAAACACGACCAAGUCCCAGUGAAAUAAAAAAUGACAAUGCCUUUUUUCAUGAAAUAUUGCAGAGGUUAAUGUAAAUAGUUUAUCAAUGUGGGUCAUUCUCUUUUGAAAAAACUGUGUGCCCUCAUAAUCAUAGGUAAAAUCUGAAAAUGCACUUCCGUUUCUAUAGUGACUGUCAAUCUUAGAUGACGCAUGUUAGACAAAAACCACAGCCAUCUUUUUUCUCAUUCAAAAUUCCAUUUCACUCGGAAAUACGUCAAAAUACAGAAGUAAAAACGAUCGCAACUUCCCGUUCAAAGAGACAGAAAUAUUUCUGGAACAACCUGCAAGAAUAAUCGAGAGUAAAACCACGUUAUCAAAUCUCAUCCAUGUAGCCUACAGGUGGCACUCUCUCUCCUCACCUGUGCAAAACUCACAUUGUCAGUGACAUUCUUUACAAGUGUAAAGCAAUUGAAUGUCAAGUUUGUUUUAACCAUAAGUGGAAAAAGUGCAUUAUUGUCUAUGAUAACUUAGCCAAGCUCAGCUUCCCCUGGUGGGAAGAAAAUAUAGAAAUCAUCAGAGAAUUUCUAAUUAAUUGAAUUGUGAUAAGGAGAAUUGUGUUGGGUUUAAUAGGUACAAUAAUGAUCUCUGAUGGUAAUUUGUUGGUUGCUAUUAGUGGGAUGAUACCUGGUGGAUGGGAACCAGUAAACACUAUUAAAUCCUACGAGACAAAGGCCCAACACACCACAAAAUGCAUAAUGGUAUUUGUAACAGAAAACAAUAGAAUUUUAUCAGCCAGGACCACAAGACCUACUGAAGUUCUCUUUUUAAAUGUGGUAUUAAGAUAAGUCAUAAUGUUGACCAAACAAGUUUUCUAGGCUUGACUGAUAAAAUAAACAAGGGCUGAAUGAAAUCAUUUUAAAUGACUCCAACGUGUGCCUCCUGUGUGACCAAUGCCCGAGCCUCUAGCUCUUCAAGCUUUCAUGAAAAAGGAAUGAGAAGAAAAACAGGAAUGGGUUGCAUUCAUUCACAAGUGCAGUAAAAACCUUCCAGUUUUUCCUUCCCCUCUUAGUAGCCAAUUUCUGGUAGUGACCAUAGAGGGCGGCACAACACUGCCUAAAGUCUCACUGCGUUUAUGCAUGAAUAACUUUCUUGAGACUUCCCAGCUCUGGUUUUCCUACUUUUAUAUAUUUUAUUCAGUGUUUGUUACAUCGAUUUCUACUGCAUGACUUCAAUACAUGUUUAUUAAUACUGUGAUAAAGGCUGCCAGUUGUGAUAAUUACUGUCUAACAGUAUGUUUGUGUGUGGAUAACUUAAACAUAGAUGGUAUUCUACUGACACAUAGGUGUCACAGAAAAUUACUAUCUAAUGUCUGCAGCUCUGUGGCAUUUUGUAGAAGGAUGCAUUUCAUAUUUAAGUGAAAAUAUUGCUUGGCAAAUUAUGGGCAAGAUAGUACAAAAUAAAUUAAAAUGCAU
Messenger RNA from Triplophysa dalaica, 4529 nucleotides. RefSeq names its product sodium channel, voltage-gated, type I, beta a (gene scn1ba). Gene Ontology annotation, molecular function: sodium channel regulator activity. The transcript is spliced from 6 exons. NCBI's taxonomy places the organism in Eukaryota, Metazoa, Chordata, Actinopteri, Cypriniformes, Nemacheilidae. The record is from RefSeq and is a predicted model, not a curated record. Bases 1627 to 2310 code for a protein of 227 amino acids. Gene Ontology annotation, cellular component: voltage-gated sodium channel complex. Gene Ontology annotation, biological process: sodium ion transport; cardiac muscle cell action potential involved in contraction; regulation of heart rate by cardiac conduction.